Molecule: messenger RNA, 1313 nt
Organism: Cervus elaphus (red deer)
Lineage: Eukaryota; Metazoa; Chordata; Mammalia; Artiodactyla; Cervidae
Exons: 2
Coding region: 803-1216 (137 amino acids)
Source: RefSeq, a predicted model, not a curated record
UGAAGGAGCUGAGUGCCUCCGAAUACCAGAGUAGCCCGGGACCCGCGCGGUAAGAGCCGCACCAAGGCCACCCGGAGCCCGAAGUCGGGACCGCGAGCCCGGGGCUCGCCUUCAUCAACGCCGCUCCGAAAAGGGUCCCAGUGAAGAAUACACGGUAGACGGCACCUGUCCCGCCCCACGCUUUCCUGUCGGGGAUGCUCAAAGUAAAGCCUCCAGCCGCGCGCUUCCCCUGCAAAGUUUGCUCGCGCCGCGCUGCCGCUCAGCCAUUUGUCCUGCCCGGCGGCUCGGGCGAUCAUCUCCCUGCCCUUGACUCCCACGGCGCAGUCUAUCGAGCCCCCGCAGCCCAAGCCCGGACGCAAGACCCGCCGGCUGCCGGCCCUGCGCGUAAGGGGGUGCGGGCCGGCACGAUGGCCGACGUCUUAUUGAGGUGAUUCUAGCAGCCGCAGAUGCGGGGCUGGAAAAUCCUGGAGACCCGCGCCCGCAGCUCCUGGGUUCCCGAGGGGAAAUCGGGAGUCCCUUCGCCUCCAGCCGAUGCAAGGCCACCGGACUCUACGACCACGGCCCAGCGGCCCUCCCGCAUGAGUUACCGCCCAGGCACCCCGCACCUGUUUGGAAAAAGAAGAGAGAGAGCCCCCUCGCCGCCCAGCGCCUGGGGGAGCUGCGGCCCGCCCGACCUUGUGUUGGUGAGAAAGUUCCAUCUAGAGGCGGCGGCGCGCAACUGCAGCCCGCGCCCCAGGCCCGACCUCCUGCCCUGGCCGCCGAGUGAGCCCAGGACAGAGCGCCUCUUCGCCCCACCGCCCAGAUGGCGUGGGAACGUGAAGGAGAAAGGAACAGCCAGCGGAGGAUGGGGAGGAUGGAGGAGGGGAGGACAGGCCCGGUGCUAGGCAGGUCCUCUCUCCCCAUUCGGCAUCUCUGCAAUGAAUUACACCCUUCAAAGCAUGAUGAACUUCGUAAGCAUGAUGACAGAUGCCUGAGUAGGCCCUCCAGCUGCUGCCUGCUGAGGUGUGAUCUUGUCACUGCCAUGCUCACGGAGGACUUGUCGCAGCUGCGCCUUGACGAAAAGAACUCUCAGAGGUACUUGACUGUCGCUGGAUUGUGCUCCAACCGCCACAGCGAGGAGGCGUCUCACCCGUCCCCACACCAGGCAAGGCCAAAACAUCCCCUCAAGUCAGCAGACAUGCAGGCACACCCAGUGCCCCACCAUGAAGACACUUAGAUAGUUCACCGUGCUCAAGUUCACAUUAAUCAGUGAGGGUUUUGUAAACUCCCCAGGAAACAGACAGACAAUAUAAACCUGUCUUCAUGUCCAAACA